Molecule: messenger RNA, 426 nt
Organism: Prorocentrum cordatum
Lineage: Eukaryota; Dinophyceae; Prorocentrales; Prorocentraceae
Source: the annotation of a GenBank genome assembly
AUGGCCGUCACUCCCACGCGGGGCCGCCGAGGGGCCGCGCCACUGCUGGCAGGCCCGGGGCGCGACAGAGCCCGGCGCACACUGCGUGCCCAGCCAGCGCACCGCGAGAGGGGCGGGCAGCAUCUUGCGCCGUCAGCCGGGCGGGGUAAGGAGGAGGAGGAGGAGGAGGAGGAGGAGGAGGAGGAGGAGCAUAGGGAUAGAGACUGGGCUUCCUCGCCGCCCGUCAGCGACGGGCGGCGCGGAGAGCACGGCUGGUUGCAGGGGCGCUAUGCAUGUUCUCGGCCGUCGGCACGCUCGAACCACAGCAGCAGCCGCUGGCAGCAGCCGCUGGCAGCAGCGGGCCCCCAUCCCCCGUGGCGCUCCAGCUGCGUCGCCGCAGCCGCUGGAGCGUCAAGGGCCGCAUGGCCCCUAUGCCUCGAGCCAUGA